AUGUCCUCAGAUGACGCUGUGAUCGAAUGGCUUCUCGCCUCCGACCCAGCUAUCCGCUGGCAAGUCAUGCGCGAUCUCCUCCAUGAGCCUAAAGCCACAUACUCGAAAGAGCGCCAGAGAAUCGAGACCGAGGGCUGGGGCGCGCACCUCCGCUCCCUGCAAGACCCCGACGGGCAAUGGGCCGGCGGCGGGUUCGCGCCCGCCGACAUCACGGCGAAAGAGUGGAAAGAAGUCGGGCAGCCGUGGACAGCCACAUACAGCGUGCUGCAGCAACUGCGCGAGUUCGGCCUCGACCCGUCGUCCGACUGGGCCCAGCGCACCGUCGACCUGGUCGGCCGGAACUCGCGCUGGGACGAGGGCGGCCAGCCUUUCUGGGAAGGCGAGACGGAAGAGUGCAUCAACGGUCAGACGGUCGCGAACGGGAGCUAUUUUGGCGUGGACAUGUCGAAGCUCGUGGAGCGCCUGCUGGGGGAGCGGAUGGAGGACGGAGGCUGGAAUUGCGAGAGGGCAAACGGCUCUGUGCGCUCCUCCUUCGCCACGACUAUCAACGUUCUCGAGGGACUGCUCGAGCUUGAAAAGGCCGGUCGUGGGACGCCUGACUCUGUCGCGGCGCGCAAGUCUGGCGAGGAGUACCUUUUGAAGCGGCAGUUGUUCCGGCGGUUGAGCACGGGCGAGCCAGCAGACGAAGAGUUUUUACGCUUUUUGCACCCGAAUCGUUGGCGGUACGACGUCUUGCGUGCGUUGGACUACUUUCGUGCCGUUGGGGAGCAUACCGGUGAGAAACCUGAUGCGAGGCUUAAGGAGGCGGUUGAGCAUGUGAGGUCGAAGAGGUUGCAGGAUGGGAAAUGGAUGUUGGACUGGGAUUUGCCGGGUCGGACGUGGUUCAAAGUGAAUGACGGCCCGGGUAAGCCGUCGCAGUGGGUGACGCUCCGGGCGAUGCGUUGCCUCAAGUGGUGGGAUGAGAAUGCCGAAGCAUAG
Messenger RNA from Purpureocillium lilacinum, 978 nucleotides. RefSeq lists its product as uncharacterized. NCBI's taxonomy places the organism in Eukaryota, Fungi, Ascomycota, Sordariomycetes, Hypocreales, Ophiocordycipitaceae. The record is from RefSeq and is a predicted model, not a curated record.